CAUCUGCAUCUGCUUUUAAUCAUGACACCAUCUACCUCAACAAGCAACACUUUUAUUUUGCUGUUUUAUCUGAUUUUUACAAUUCUACACGUCAAGGUUAUUGGUUAUAACGGAUGUUACAAGACAUCCAAACAGGGAAUCUCGAGAUGUCAACGCUGUACUCAAGAGUGUUCUGAGAAUAGAAAUGAGAUGGAAGUUACUCCAUGCACUCAGGACAACAAUAGAUCAUGCUUCUGUAAACCAGGUUUUUACUGUACAAAAGGAAACGAUUAUGUCACACACUGCCAUAAACCAUGUGUUCCCUGUGGGAAGGGUACAUUCUCCAGCACACCCUCUCUGGGAGCCUGCAAGCCUCAUAAAAAUUGUGGUAAGUUGGGGAUGAUGACACACCAAGAGGGCACAACGAAACAGGACAGACAGUGUGUGAAUGUCACCACAGUGAUGCCAUCCUUGUCCACUACCACAAAUAUCAUUACUACAUUCCCUAUCACUAACACUUCCAUCCCCUGGACAGGUACUGAUAAACGCAUGACACUCUAUUCACUGUUGGGAUGUGUUGAAUAUACAUUUUUGGAAAGCAAUGUAUAA
Molecule: messenger RNA, 588 nt
Organism: Sinocyclocheilus grahami
Lineage: Eukaryota; Metazoa; Chordata; Actinopteri; Cypriniformes; Cyprinidae
Product: tumor necrosis factor receptor superfamily member 6B-like
Exons: 5
Coding region: 22-588 (188 amino acids)
Molecular function (GO): protein binding
Source: RefSeq, a predicted model, not a curated record